UAGCGAUAUUUUGUCUUAUGUGGAAAUCACGGAAAUCGAACCAGGACCUUAACAAUGAAUAAUUGACUUAACCCCUAUAGAUCCUGGGUUCCAUUUUCCCUGAAGGCAAAAUCUCACUAAUUUUCAUUGGUGGAAAAGGGGGCGAGAAGAUCGCAAGUAGUGUGCUCGGUGGGGCCGGAACGUUACAAAAUAAGAAUUCACUAUUUUGCCACAUUUUUUCACUUUUUAAGUGUAGUUUGAAAUUGUUGGUAUGAUAUGAAAAAAUUUGAGAUCUUUGUUUCGUACUUAUAGUUCAGAUGGUAGUGUAGAAACAUUUGAUAUGUUGAGAUACAGACUCCAACCUGGGAUAGGGAUAUUUGAUUUAUGUGAAAAAUUUGAUGGAAAAACAUGGGAACUUGACAAAGGACUUUGAGAAAAAAAUCACUCGUGUUUUGUUUUGUGGACCUCAUUUCCCAGCUUCUCAUCAAUAUACAACAGAAUAUUUGCAGAAUCAUUCAUUUAUUAAGGUUGAUGUUCUUCCUUUGGAAGAAGUUCCCAAGGCUAUUUCCAACUACCAUGUUUGCAUCGUGAAAAUGAUGAGGCUAGAUUCGAAUAUAAUUUCCCGUGCAGUUCAGAUGCAGCUUAUUAUGCAGUAUGGUGUUGGGCUGGAAGGUAUUGACAUUGAUGCUGCAACAAAACACGGAAUCAAAGUUGCUAGAAUUCCCAGUGAUGUUACCGGAAAUGCAGCUUCGUGUGCUGAAAUGGCCAUAUAUCUCAUGUUGGGUCUUCUUCGAAAGCAAAAUGAGUUGCAGAUUUCCAUACAACAAAGGAAGCUUGGAGAUCCUAUUACUGAUACUUUAUUUGGGAAAACUAUAUUCAUUUUGGGCUUCGGGAACAUUGGAAUGGAUCUAGCACGGCGAUUGAAACCAUUUGGUGUAAAAGUUAUCGCUACAAAGCGGAGUUGGGCUUCGUAUGAACAACACACUAAUGAAUUAAAUGACGUCGAUGAUCUUGUUGAUGUGAAGGGUAGUCAUGAAGAUAUAUACGACUUUGCAAGGAAAGCUGACAUUGUUGUUUGCUGCUUAACCUUAAACAAUGAAACGGCUGGUAUUAUAAACAAUAACUUCAUAUCUUCUAUGAAAAAGGGUGGCCUUCUGGUGAAUGUUGCUAGAGGUCGUCUUUUAGACUAUGAGGCUGUGGUAAAACACCUCAAAACCGGUCAUUUAGGCGGGUUAGGCACUGAUGUCGCAUGGACUGAGCCGUUUGAUCCCGAUGAUCAGAUAUUGAAAUUUAAGAACGUUAUCAUGACUCCUCAUAUUGCAGGCGUUACGGAACAUUCCUAUCGAUCCAUGGCUAAGGUUGUUGGUGAUGUGGUUCUUCAACUUCAUGACGGGCUUCCUUUGACAGGGAUUGAGUUAGUCAAUUGAAUUAGAGCAAAAAGUUUAUGGUGAUUGCACAUCCAAUCCCUCGUGUUUGUUCAUUUUUUCGUCCUUUUACUAGAUUCUAAUUUCUGAUAGUAUAUUAGAGGCGGAUGAGUAAUUAUUGAAGUUCAUCAAUGGCUUGUUGUUUAGCCGUUGUUUGUGAAAACCAAAGAGCCAUACUAUAUAGUACAAUAAUAUUAUUUGUGUAUUUGAGUUUAUUUGUUGGUGUAAUCGACACAAUUACUUUUUAAACUUAUUUGCAGUAAAUUGAAUAAUUUUGCUCUUAA
Cicer arietinum (chickpea) is the source of this 1687-nucleotide messenger RNA. RefSeq lists its product as uncharacterized. Lineage: Eukaryota; Viridiplantae; Streptophyta; Magnoliopsida; Fabales; Fabaceae. Gene Ontology annotation, molecular function: phosphoglycerate dehydrogenase activity; NAD binding. The record is from RefSeq and is a predicted model, not a curated record.